Messenger RNA from Girardinichthys multiradiatus, 4099 nucleotides. It is a transcript of the gene mep1a.2, whose product is annotated as meprin A, alpha (PABA peptide hydrolase), tandem duplicate 2. Gene Ontology annotation, cellular component: membrane. The record is from RefSeq and is a predicted model, not a curated record. Bases 7 to 2130 code for a protein of 707 amino acids. Gene Ontology annotation, biological process: proteolysis. Gene Ontology annotation, molecular function: protein binding; metalloendopeptidase activity; zinc ion binding. The transcript is spliced from 14 exons. Lineage: Eukaryota; Metazoa; Chordata; Actinopteri; Cyprinodontiformes; Goodeidae.
ACUGGUAUGUUUACACACUGCUGUCAGAGAAUCACGUUUAUGUUAAACAUGGGAUCUGAAGCCAGUUUAAAAAAAAUAGCUUUUCUGAUUGGAGUUUUCUUCAUUUUAAAGGUGCAGGCUGCUCCAACAUUAACUGAUGAUGAAGCAGAUGCUGGUGACCUGAGAGAUGAUUUUCUUGAAAUUAACAGAGAAUUGAAACAUCUGUUUGAGGGGGACAUUGCUGUCAAACCACAAAGAAAUGCCAUCCUUGAUGAAACAAGAAGAUGGAAGUUUCCCAUACCUUACAUCUUAACUGAUUCGUUAGAUCUGAACGCUAAGGGUGUAAUCCUUCAAGUAUUUGAGGAAUACCGCUUGAGAUCUUGCGUGGACUUUAAACCUUACAAUGGGGAGUCCACCUACAUAUCCUUUGUCAAGCUCUCUGGUUGCUGGUCAUACGUUGGAGAUGAUAGAACAGGCCAGAAUGUGUCCAUUGGAGCCAGGUGUGACACCAAGGCUAUAGUGGAACAUGAACUUCUCCAUGCUUUGGGCUUUUAUCAUGAGCAGUCUCGUUCAGACCGAGAUGACUAUGUCAAAAUCUGGUGGGAUGAGAUUGAAGAAGGGAAGCAGCACAAUUUCAACAAAUACGAGGAUGACUUCAUCACUGAUCUGAACACGCCAUACGAUUAUGAGUCCAUUAUGCACUACAGACCAUUGUCCUUUAACAAGAAUGAAAGCAUCCCCACAAUUACAACCACCAUACCAUACUUUAACGAUGUCAUUGGUCAGCGGCUGGACUUCAGCGAAGUAGACAUCACUAGACUAAACCGCAUGUAUGCCUGUGCUGAAACACACACUCUCUUGGAUCAGUGUACUUUUGAGCUCAUAAACAUCUGUGGAAUGAUACAGAAUGAGAUGGACAAUGCAGACUGGGUCCAGAUGCGGAGCAGUCCAAGUGAUGAAGAUCAUACCCUGGGAGGACAUUGCAGAGCAGGCAACAGUGGCUUGCUGGAGUCACGGAUCCUCUAUCCAAAGAGAGGUGAACAGUGCCUCCAGUUCUUCUAUAGGAUGACUGGAGCAGCUGGGGACAAACUGGUGAUAUGGAUCAGAAGUGAUGAUGGGACAGGAGCUGUGAACACUUUCAAAAAGAUCCACACCAUUAUAGGUGACGGUGAUGAUGCCUGGAAAAUAGCUCAUGUGACUCUUAAAACGUCCAAAAAGUUCCGUUACAUCUUCCAAGGAAUCAGAGGAUCAGCGAGCUCCUCAGGUGCCAUCUUAAUCGAUGACAUUACUCUCACUGAGACUGUAUGUCCCAGUCUUGUCUGGCAGAUCCACAACUUCACUGGCCUUCUUACCACAACUCCCCUUGGCAGGCCUGUUAAAAGCAAAUGCGCUUAUAACUCAGAGGGCUACUCAUUUGGAGUCAGUGUUUACCCUACAGGAAGACAUAGUGAUUACCCAGACUAUGUUGGCAUUGCCUUGCAUCUCUGCAGUGGGGAAAAUGAUGGAGUGAUGCAGUGGCCAGCCAAAAACAGACAGGCCACCAUUGUAGCGCUGGAUCAGGACCCAGAUGUUACUCUCAGGAUGUCUUCCACAAGAAGCUUCACCACAGACAAUAAUACUCGCUGGGACAAGCCGACUGCAACGUCAGGCGCUGUCUGGGAUGAAAGCUGCCAGUGCUACCUUAAUCAAGACUAUGGUUGGAGCGCAUUCAUUUCUCGGAACCAUUUACAGUGGAGGAACCUCCUCAAGAAUGAUGACCUCAUCAUAACUGCUGACUUUAAUGACCUGACCCACCUGAUCAAGACCGAAGUACCAGUCGAUUACUCCAUACAAGGCAGAGACCUCACAGAAAAAAAGGAAGACCACGAGGUAAAAAUGAGACAGGAAGCCCCAAAGCACAGGGAGGCACGUGCUGCUAACCCCUGUCACCCUAACCCCUGUUUGAAUGGAGGCGCCUGUGUGGACGCUGCUGGUGAAACCUUGUGCAGGUGUGCAACAACCCAGACCACCUUUUACACUGGUCUGAGAUGUGAGGAAGUGAGAAUAGACAGAGGCAUCCUGGGAGCUCUUGUCGGUGGUGCAGCAGGAACUGUGGUUCUAACACUGGCCAUCUUCACUGUCAUCAGGAAAGCUCACACCAACCCCUUUUAGAAGAUUUACAGGUUUUCGUUUAGCAGAUAAAAAAGGCCAGUACUGGAAUAUACUGUAAAGAAAUGUGUUUUAUGUUCUACAAAUGAACUGUUCCAUUCUGACUAUAAACCCUUAAAGUCAUGAUAACAUUGGGUGCAUUUAUUUAAAUUUGAUGAUUUAGUGGAAUUAGUUUAAAAAAACUCAUUUGGUGUGCAGCAGUUAAAAAAGUUAAAACAUCCUGUUGCAACUUUGGUUUUUAUGAAUUAAUUAGCUUACUUAACAUUAUGACAGUAACUGCAAAUAAACAGAUUCAGCCAAUAAAAAUGUACGACUGAGCUUGAAUUUCUAAACAUAUCUUUAUUUCACCACAAUAUCUAAUACAUACAAGAAUAUACAAACGUAUACAGCUUAUAAUUAAUCUCAAACUUAGUAAAUUAGCAUUUUUCAAAUAAAACGAUCACAAUCAGACUUGAUAAAAUUGUACUUUGUUUUAUAUACAGUGGUUCGGAACAAAGUCAGAAGAAUCUCCUUACAGCUAAACAAUCACGCUGCACUAUAUGCAGUAUUUAUUUAGAACUAUAAUAAAUAAAAGCUACAUUUUGGCGGUAACCCUAAAAAUAAAUUGGUUAUUUAUAUGCGUUGCUUGCCUCAUGGGAUAAUGACAAACAUGGAAUGUUCUUCUACAGUGUAUAUGUAUAAUUCUGUAAAUAUCAUGAAUUCACUGAUAACCAUAAACAGUCUUCUACUUGAUAAGCUUUAAAUUAUAUAUAAUCAUGUUUUAGAGAAACCAGCUACACAUUCAUGACAGUCUAACAUCAAUCUGACAUCAGAGCUGCUGUCUCUGAUCUUCUUGUCUUCGCAGUCUGAAAUGCAAAAAUUACAACAUUUAACACAUAUGAAGACUGGACAAUAAACUUCAGAAGCUCAAAAUGUUAGGUGCAUCACAACUGCAAUGAGAGUCGCUAACUGACUUUUUUAACCAGAGGAUGGGUGCUUAAGACUAAACUGAUUUUGUUUCAGUCUUUGAGAAGAAAAUGGAUGAGAAUGUGGUUCUAAAGGGUUUUAGGUUUCUAUGAGACAUGGUUGAACCAAGUAAUAAAUAGCAGCUCAAAAGAUUAACUCCAGUAUAUUUUAUUUUAACAUUCUGUUGAUAUUUUACUCAGAGGAAAUGCUUUUGAACUGAACAUGUCAAGCUUUGUGUGGAUUGUGCUAUUGUCUCAUAAUCAGACUGGAGAAUUAGCAAAAGAAUGAAGUCAACACACUGCAUAUCAAUGGAAGUUAUUAGGUUAUUCAUAACCAUCUACAGAAGUAAAGGUACCUGGGUCUGACUCCUUGAGUUCAAUUAUUAAAGUAACCUAAUUAAAUGUUAUGGACUUUAGCUCUAAAGUUGAGUUAGCAACCAGUAGAUGGAACUCCAGUACUGUCCCUCGUUCUCCAUGCAUGCAAGUUAGCAGUAAUGUAGUUUGCAUCACCCUGGUAUUUAUGGUGCCACUUUAUUUUCUUAAGCAAAGAGAGCAUCCCCAUGAUCCACAGAGGAUAUAACAUUGUACCUGUUGAAAGAGUUUUUUUUAGAACAGGCUGGGUGAUGCAAAUCAAAUUAUCAGGUAAAAACUGAGUUUGUGACGUAGGAAUAAAAACAUACCAAUGUGUCUUCUAGAAUUUGUGUGUAAAGUUUCAAAAUGUCAGAGUUUGAGAUGUUUGAAUUGAAGUUUAAUUUGCUUUCCCAACAGUUUACCUUGGCUCAUAUGUCACAAUGCAGUCUUGCUUUUUCAAUGUAUUCAUGUUAAUUAAAUUUAGUUGUGAAGUAUCAAUAUUUUGAAGGUUAGAUGGAACUUUUAAAUGCAAUGUUAAGUAUUGAGGUUCAAUUUAAAAUGAGUGUCAGCUAAAACUAAUGAGCCAAGGCUGUGUAAAAACAAGAUAUUAUAAAAUGGUGUACACAGUGGUGGAGAACCUGUGUGAAAAUAAAGAAAAAAAUGAACUAUUUUAGUUA